CAACAGUCUAGCUUGGACAGUUUUCAGGAUUGAGAAAAGAAAAUCAAGAGAAAAGGAAGCACAUAGACAAACAGCAGAAAGAACAUCUUCCAUCAGACAGCAAAGAUGCAGAGGAGUUUUAUUUUGUUUUUUAUGUUAGGUCAGAGUGUUUUUAUCAGCUGUCAGCUCUAUGAGUAUCUCUACAUCAAUAAGGAAAUGAACUGGACUGAAGCUCAGCAGUACUGCAGAGAGAAACACACUGACCUGGCCACAGUGUCUAACAUGACAGACAUGAAGAGACUCUUCAAUACCACAGCAGGAUAUAAUAGGGACGUUUGGAUUGGUCUGUAUGAUCAGACAGAUGGUAUCAGAACAUGGUACUGGUCUCUGCCUGGAGUGGAGUUUAAUGAAAGUGAGACUAAAUGGCACCCAGGGGAACCAAAUGAUUGUCAAACUGAGAACUGUGGGUGUUUGAAUACAAAUCUUAAAUGGGUUGAUAAUAACUGCAUAAAUGGCAGAUAUUUCCUCUGUUAUGAUGAAAAUAAUAGCACACAGAAAUACCACUUGAUUGAACAGAAGAAGACCUGGCAGAAAGCUCAGAGUUACUGCAGAGAGAAACACACAGACCUGAUCAGUGGAAUGAAGCAGCUACAGGAUGGAGAACUGGAGGAAGUGAUGAGCUCUACAUCCAGUAACCCAUUCAUUGGUCUGUUCAGGGACACCUGGAGGUGGUCAGAUGGAAGCAGUUUCUCUUUCAGACAUUGGAGGGAUGAUCUAAACAAUCAUCAAUACAACAGUGGUCAAUGUGCUGCAGCUGGCUCUGAUGAUAACGAAGGCAGAUGGAAGAUUGACAACUGUAAUCAGAAAAAACCCUUCAUCUGUUAUGAUGAAAAAGUUAUCCUAAUCAAAGAAAACAAAACCUGGGAGGAAGCUUUAAACUAUUGCAGAUAUCACUACGAUGACCUGGUCACCAUCACCAGCCUGGAUGAGCAGAGAUGGAUCCAGGAGAAAGCCAAGAAGGCCUCGACUGAUUAUGUCUGGAUGGGACUUCACUAUGCCUGCACUUUAGAUUUAUGGUUCUGGGUCAAUGACAAAAUGGUUCAUUACCAUAGGUGGCCUCCAGGGGAACCAUUGGAUGACUGUGACAUGUCUGGAGCCAUGGAGACCAGAGGAGAACAAAAGUGGAGAAAAAAAAAUGAUAGUGAGAAGUUUAAUUUCCUUUGUUCUCAGCAUUAAAACAGUUUUUUGAGCUGUUGUUUUUUUUUCUGCCAGUUACCUUAAAAUCUGUGGAAAUUAUUUGAAUUAUAUUGGGAAUAUAUGUUGUAUUUUAUUAUUGUGUAACAAAUAUUUCCACCAAACAUAACGUUUAUGGUAUAAUCCUUUAUUACUUGUCUUAUGAAAAAUUGUCCUUAUUUUGAUCAUGUAAUGGGUAUAUUUAGGGUUUUCUUAUCAAUAGCCACAAUGUAGAUACAGUAAAAAUAAGUUAUAAAAUAAAAAGUCUUAUUGCCAAUAAAAUGUGUCUAAAUUUAGAUUUUUCUGUAUUGUCAUUUAGAUUUUUGGUUUGUUUAGAUAUUAGUGUUUUUGUGUAAGCCAAAUAACAGAUGCUUGAAAAGAGGAAGUCCUUUUCACACUAAGAGGAGGUGAAAACCUGGUCUCUGAAUAGCUAAAGUUACUCAUUGUGGAAAGUGUCACCAGAAAUAUACUUAAACAAGAGUAGAGAUACUCUAACAAAACUAUUUUAAUCUGGAGUGAUUCACUCUGAUAAAAGAAGCAAUUAGAAAGACUUUAUUGACAUGAAUGAAAUAAGUUCUUUGGCAUUUGAUAACAUACAACUAGAUCAGUUAAUAAACAACCAACUUUAAGUUUUCCUAAAUUUGUAGACUAGUCUACUGACAAACUUCAUUCAAUUCAAGUUAUUGAUCCCAAAGGAAAUUGAAAUGUACAAAGGGUUUUUACUGAGUUGUUGUAGAUUUUAAUAGCUGUAGGUAAAAAGGGUGUCCUGUAGCAAUUUUUCAUGUAGCAGAUCUAGAGAAGACUGAACUGAAGACACUGUUUUUGUUAAAAAUGAUUAUGCUUUUUCACAAAGUUCUUGUCUAACUUUACUUGCACGCUUCUCCUCAGACCCGGCUGCAGAAAGAAA
Cyprinodon tularosa is the source of this 2119-nucleotide messenger RNA. RefSeq names its product C-type mannose receptor 2-like. NCBI's taxonomy places the organism in Eukaryota, Metazoa, Chordata, Actinopteri, Cyprinodontiformes, Cyprinodontidae. Bases 106 to 1215 code for a protein of 369 amino acids. The record is from RefSeq and is a predicted model, not a curated record. The transcript has 5 exons.